Molecule: messenger RNA, 1983 nt
Organism: Aspergillus piperis CBS 112811
Lineage: Eukaryota; Fungi; Ascomycota; Eurotiomycetes; Eurotiales; Aspergillaceae
Product: NAD(P)-binding protein
Exons: 2
Coding region: 1-1983 (660 amino acids)
Molecular function (GO): oxidoreductase activity, acting on the CH-OH group of donors, NAD or NADP as acceptor
Source: RefSeq, a predicted model, not a curated record
AUGUCGAACAUUCCGAUUUAUUCAUCCGACCCCAAUCCACACACCUCCCCAAAAAGGAAAGAAACAACAGCCAACACAGCAAAAACAUUCCCACUCUUCAACUUCCUCCCCGCCGAACUACGCCACCAAAUUUGGCAAUUCGCCCUCCCCGAACCCACACACCCUCCCUCGGCCUUAAUCCCCCACAGAAAAGGUUGCUGGGUGGCCAAACCCAUCCCCUACACAGGAGAAGCAGGCCAAGUCAACGACCCCGACGGCAACUACGAGAUAGUAUUCGACAUGAGCCUUCUGGACCACGUACAGAUUCAUACCCCCUUACUACACGUGAACAGCGAAUCGCGAGCCAUUGCACAGAAAUGGGCGCAGCGUAUAUCAGCUCCACGAACGAACCGUCUCAACGAACAACAACAAACCCAGGCUCAAACGUACAAUGACGAUAAUAGUAGCGAAUAUAUACCCCCCUUCUCCCGCCAAUUCGACAUCGACAGAGACAUUCUCUACCUCGUCCCCGACAACAUCGUCGACUUGAUCCUCGGGGCAGGGGACCGUCUUGAGCAGCCAGACAUGAAUGGCAAGGCAGCAAGAGUGGUGUUCUCGUUACCGUUGGUGGUGGUGAGUGAAGAGGUUAUCUGGCUUGAGGAUGAGGCGCUUGUGGAGGAAAUCAUGGAGCUGUUUUCGAUCAUGGGACCGGUUUAUAUUAUGGUGGGGGAGCAGCUGAAGUGGAAGGAGGGUGGGGUGCAGAGGUGGUGGGAUGUGGAGUUGGUGUCGAGGAGGGCGUUUGUUUGGCAGUGGAUGGAGAGUCGGUUUGUGGAAACAGUCGAAGAGAGGUUUGGGAGUGAUGAGGUGCAUGAGAGGAUUGUGCAAUGGUGUGAGUGGAUGGGGAGGGUGUUGACGAAAAUUAAUAGAACGAGGUUUGAAAUGGGGGUUGUGAGAAAAAUGUCCCAAAUCCUCAUCACCGGCGGCACCGGCUUCCUCGCCAGCACACUAAUCGACAUCCUACUCUCCCGAGGCCACAACAUAAUCACGACCGUGCGGAGCGCUGAAAAAGCCUCGCAGGUACAAUCCAUCCGACCUGACAUCCCGCCCCACCGACUUAUAAUAAAAAUCGUCCCGGACAUCUCCCUCCUCUCGGCAUUCGACUCCGCCGUGGUCAAUGACCCUCCACUCACCGGUGUAAUUCACACGGCGAGUCCAUUCCACUACAGCAUCGACAAUAUCAAGACGGACAUGUUAGAUCCAGCUGUCAAUGGCACCAUCGGGAUAUUAAGUUCCGUGCAGAAGUACGCACCUACGGUGAAGAAAGUGGUGUUUACGUCGUCGUUCGCGGCGAUGUGGAAUCCCCAUAAACCUGCGGGGAGCAAGUACUCCGAGAAGGAUUGGAAUAACGUGUCCUGGGAAGAGGCGGUUAGUAGUCCUGCGAAUGCGCAGGGACAGGCUGGGUACCGGACGAGUAAGGCGCUGGCGGAGCGGGAAGCGUGGGGGUUUAUGGAGCGGGAGAAGCCGAAUUUUGGGUUGACGGUGAUGAAUCCGUCGUUGAUAUUCGGGCCGGUUGUGCCUGGGUCUUUGAGGAAUCUGGGGGAGGUGAAUACGUCGAAUACGAGGAUUAGGGAUUUCGUGGCGGGGAAGUUUAGGGAGAAGUGUCCGGCGACGGGGAGUGCGUUUUGGGUGGAUGUGAGGGAUGCGGCGAUGGCGCAUGCGGUGGCGUUGGAGAGGGGGGAGGUGACGGAUGGGAAGAGGUAUUGUUUGACGGCUGGGGGGUUUUGUAAUAGGGAGAUUGUGGAAGUUCUGGGGGAGGAGUUUCCCGAGGUUAAGGGGGGGUUGCCGGAGGGGGAGGAGGCGUUGAGGGAUGGGGAGUAUCCGGAGGGUGGGCCGAAGUAUGGGUUUGAUAAUUCGGCGUCGGUGGGCGAUUUGGGGCUGGUUUAUCGCGGGUUGAGGGAGAGUGUGAGGGAUACGGUGGUGAGUUUGAGGGGGGUUCCUGAGUAG